AUGUCGUUCAAUAUCCGCACCUCACUGGCCUCGACCGACGCGGGGUCAACGUGCAGCAGCUGGGAUGGUAUUCGCAAAGACAAUGUCAUCAGCAACAUCGAGACUGUGGCGGCCGAUUUUGUUGGCACACAAGAAACUUCGGACGCCCAAAAGGCGUACUUGGACGCACAAUUAGCAGGAACGUACUCGGUCAUCGGAGAGAGUACGGGCUCGCUCAACGGCAACGCGAACGAAUGGAACGCUUUGUACUACCGCUCAGAUACUUGGUCUCUGCUUAAGAACGGCAUGUUCUGGCUCGGACCGGACCCGGCCACCAUGUCGGCCGCGUGGGGCAUGACUUACUACCGCACGUGCGUCUGGGGCCGUUUCCAGCACAUCAAGACAGGAGCGUCAAUCUGCGUUCUCAACACGCACUACGAGACUCCAGGCAACGACGAGGCUCAAGAGAAUGGCUCAAAGAUCAUCCUCGAGCAAAUCAAGACCAUCUGCGACGCUGACGACAACCUGAUCGUGCUAGUGGGAGAUUUCAACGCCCUCAAAAGCUACUCAGCCAUGCAAAUUCUGUUUGAAAACAACAUGGAAGACCCCUCGGACGAAACUACGUUCUGCGGUGAUAUGUUGUCAGCGACGUGUUCGGUCAAGUACGACUUCACGCUGUUCCGCGCACAGAGCGACGAUGCUUGUCACCUCAAGUCGGAGAUCUCGCGUAUUGAUUACGAUGGUUGCUACUCGUCUGACCACGCCGGACUUAUCGGCAGCUUCUGUCUCCAAGGCUCUUGCUGUUCGAAUAGCUCGUCAGGGUCAGGAUCGGCCGACUCGUAUGUGCAACAAGGUAGCAUCGCCGGUGAGAGUGAUAUACUCGGCACAGUACAGGCCAGUGAUAUCUCGGGGCCUGGCAACAGUGAGACGGAAGCGAGAUCCAAGACAGAUUUUACGAGCUCUGCUUCGGGGGCGGCUCAAUCGAUCUCCACCUCAUCAGGAGGAGGUGGUGGUGCCUCGACUACGGUUGGUAUUAUCCUAGGAUCAUGUGGUGUCUGCGGCCUCGUCGCUCUCGUGGUCGUUAGACGAAAGAAAACUCUCGAACAGAGGGCGCAUUUCGAGAAAAGUUACGACCCCGACGCUAGUGGCUAUUUCCCCGGCUCGACAGCAGCAAGGGCUGUAUCCGAUAUGUCGGCAUUAUCUCCUCUUCCCGAGGUGGACGAAGAGCGGGUCUCCAGCUCGCCCAUUCCGGAGCUUGUGGCUGUACCUCGAGACACUCGCAUCUCGACAACUUCCUCAAUUUCAGUCUCUGACUCGGAAGUUGCACGACAUGAUGACCGAAGCUCCGAGCUCCCUCGUGCCAGUAGUGACCACAGCAACAGCCCCAGUCGACGAUCGUCCACUGCAGUCAUGGCUCAGGGUAUGUCGGAAUUCUCCGCUGCGUACAGCAACUCCGUCCUUGAUAAUGAGGACGACUACAACACUUCUGUUAUUAGUUAUGGCAACUCGUCUAUCUCGAGUUACGGCUACGCUGAGUCGUACGGCAACUCGUCUAUUGCUAUGAGCAAGGUUAACUUCAGCGAGAUCUUCUCGCGCGACUCGGACAUGAGCGAGAUCUCCAAGUCCCAAGCAGAUUUCGCGAAACUUUAA
Molecule: messenger RNA, 1629 nt
Organism: Phytophthora infestans T30-4
Lineage: Eukaryota; Oomycota; Peronosporomycetes; Peronosporales; Peronosporaceae
Exons: 1
Coding region: 1-1629 (542 amino acids)
Molecular function (GO): 3'-5'-RNA exonuclease activity
Source: RefSeq, a predicted model, not a curated record